GUGCCUGUAAUUGCUAGUUAUGUGCUCGAUUUCUCACGUGAGCAAGUCAUGUUUACAAAUUGAUAAAUUCGAGGUGUACAUCGUCAUUGCCUACUUUAAUUUUAUUUUCUAUCAGUGAUUGCACAUGAUCAAGUGUUCGAUGGAAAGUUGAGAGAAAACAUUGAGGUUGAAAGACAUGCAUAUAAUAUGGGGCAGCAUACAUUUGCCAUUCAAAUGUAAGAUUUGUCAUGAAUCAUUUGAACUGGAAACGGUGCUCGAACACCACAACGACUCAGUACAUAAUCAAAGAAUAACUUCUGAAUGUGAGAUUUGUCACCAAACAUUUGUACUGGAAAGUGAGCUCGAACGCCACAACGACUCAGUACAUAAUCAAAGCCAACCCUGUGAAUCUAAGAUUUUAGAUGAUAUACUGGACCUAGAGAGUGACCUCGAGGGUCGGAAUUACUCAGAAUUUAAUCAAAGAACAAACUUUGAAUGUGAGAUUAGUCAUCAAUCAUCUAGACGGCAAAGUGACCUCGAGGGUCACAAGGACACAGACCAUAAUCAUAGCCAACCCUUUGAAUGUGAGAUUAGUCAUCGAUCAUCUAGACUGGAAAGUGACCUCGAGGGUCACAAUUGCUCAGAACAUAAUCAAAGCCGACCCUUCGAAUGUGAGAUUUUUCCUGAUUCAUUUGGACAAGAAAGUGACCUCGAAGGUCACAAUUACUCAGAACAUACUCAAAGCCAACCCUUCGAAUGUGAGAUUUUUCCUGAUUCAUUUGGACAGCAAAGUGACCUCGAGACUCACAAGGACACAGACCAUAAUCAUAGCCAACCCUUUGAAUAUGAGACUUUUUCUGAUUCAUUUGGACAGGAAAGUGGCCUCGGGGGUCAAGAAGACACAGACCAUAAUCAGAAAAAAACCUUUGAAUGUAAGAUUUGUCAUCGAUUAUUUGAACUCCAAUGUGACCUCAAGAGUCACGAGGAAACAGAUCAUAACGAGCAAAAACCCUAUGAAUGUGUAAUGACACAUUGCCCCAAAUCAUUGGGAACAAAAAGUAAUCUCAAUAAUCACGUAAAUACAGCACACAACCGUAGCAAACCCUUCGAGUGUGAAAUUUGUCACAAAUCAUUUGGAUACAAGGAAGUACUCAAAACUCACGUAAAUUUAGUACAUAAUCGGAUCAAACCAUUUGAAUGUGAAAUUUGUCAUCAAUCAUUUGGGCAAAAAGGUGAUCGCAAAAAACACAUAAUAACAGUCCAUAAUCGGAGCAAACCCUUCGAGUGUGAAAUUUGUCACAAAUCAUUCGGGCAAAAGAGUACUCUCAAAACUCACAUAAUAGCGGUGCAUAAUCGGAGCAAACCCUUCGAAUGUGACAUUUGUCACAAAUCAUUCGGACGAAAGUGUAACCUCGAAAAACACACAACAGCAGUACAUGAUAGGAGCAAACCGUUCGAAUGUGAUAUUUGCCACAAAUCAUUCGGACAAACAACCGAACUUAAUUGUCACACAAAUUCAAAACAUAAGCAUUACAAUUAACCCUACAAAUGUGAAUUUUGUCCCAAAUCAUUCGGCACAAAGGACCACCUCGACAAACACAUAAAAUUGGCACAUCCCUUUGAGACUGGUUAGCUACAAAUCACUUAGAUACUGGACUAAACUUGACAACUACAAUUUGACCGCACAUAAUCUUGACUACCCGAGACAAUUGUGAUAAAAGACUCUUACCUAAGUACGCAAUGUAAUUUUGGAAAAUCUUUUAAAUAAAUAUCUUUUGAUUUUGUGAGAAACAAUUAAAUCUUUUCAACUGUUAACAAUUUUUAAAUAAUUGUAAAAACUGUUCUUUGAAUAAUGACUUCUUUGCCAGGAUCCGUCUUUCGGCUAAAUAACGAAAAACGGAUAUUACGUCUAUGAAUCUAAUUUUAUGUAUUCUCAACUUGCUCGCUUUGAACGAUUCCGCAAAAAAUGUUUAAAGUUAAUUUAUAAUUUAAUCCCGCAAUUUAGUUAUCAAUUAAUUAUUCAUAUUAUUUAUAUUUCUACUAUUUACUCGUUGGCUUUUGUUUAAUGACAUGUUGUAAAUAAAAAAAUACUGCCAAUGCAUUGG
Trichogramma pretiosum is the source of this 2084-nucleotide messenger RNA. Its product is annotated as zinc finger protein OZF-like. NCBI's taxonomy places the organism in Eukaryota, Metazoa, Arthropoda, Insecta, Hymenoptera, Trichogrammatidae. The transcript has 2 exons. Bases 176 to 1519 code for a protein of 447 amino acids. The record is from RefSeq and is a predicted model, not a curated record.